AUCUUCGAGGACGAUGCGGCUGUGAGUACAGAGUCUGGAUGAGGGGCGGUCGCAGACCCUCAAGGUCAGAUCAUCGGGGUCCCUGAAAGCAGAGAAGAUAAUGUUCCACCUGCAGCCUGCAUCUUCCGGAUCUGAGAGGAGCCGUCUGCAGCAUUGGCGAUAAGUUGUGCAGCUGGCAGCAGCCAGGGAGGGGGCUCUCGCUCGGUCUUUCGCAGACAGCAUUGUGUGCGCUCCUGUCACCUCUGUUCCUGCAUGUAUCCUGCUGGGUGUCCUGGGAAUUUCGUGAUGUCACCUGGGUGUUGGCUGUUGCUGUGACACCAUGAAGCGCUGUCUGCAGCCUGAUUUCUGGGAGUAGACACUGCACGGAGCGCAGCCACACAUCUGGGAUAGAAGCAUGACUCCGGCGUGGAUCUAGAUCGGAGACCAUGAGGAAGCCUGUUUAUUCCAGCACACUUCCCCAUGAAGGAUAUUCCAUAUACCGGGUGUCGUACAGUCACAACCAGCAGGCAACGUCGUUCAGACACCCGGUGACGGGCGAGAUUUCCCCGGAGAAUGCAGAGUUUGACCUCCGUGGAGAGUAGGGACAGCUCCAUCAUGUCUCCUCAGCAGAUAAACCAAAGACCCUACAGCAUGGUGAGCGAAGGGUCCACGGCUGUGACUACGUCCACUGCAGAGUCCAGGCCCCCCCCUAAGGCGUCUAAAACCGUGGGGAAGGCGUACAGCUUCGGCAAGAGAGACCAAUCUGUAAAGAGGAACCCGAUCAUGCCGGUGCUGGCGCGGGGAUGGCUGUACAAACAGGACAGUUCAGGGAUGAAGAUGUGGAAAAGGCGAUGGUUCCUGCUCUCUGAUCAUUGUCUCUUCUACUAUAAAGACAGCAGGGAGGAGGCCGUUCUGGGCAGCAUUCCCCUCCUGAGCUACGUCAUCCGCCCCACGGGACCCGAGGAUCGGACAAACCGCAAGUUCUCCUUUAAGGCCGUGCACUCUGGGAUGCGGGCGUACAUCCAGCAGACGGGGUCUCUCCAGGAUCACCCCAGCAUGAGGACCUACUACUUCAGUGCUGACACCCAGGAGGAUAUGAGCGGCUGGAUCCGAGUGAUGAACCAGGCGGCAGCGGUCCAGAGUGCCCCGGACAGCAGGCGGGAGGUUGUGGACAUGGAGUGGCCGGCGGCUCCGGUGAACGACCACACUGAAUAUGCAAAAUCAGAAGGCAUCCAGACGAGGAGCGUCUAUCAGAAGGCAGAGGAGCUGCGGCGAAACUCUGCGGAGGAGCGGCCGCACACAGACCUGGGGGACAAGGGGCGCCACCAGGAUGUGAGCGAGGCGGACAAGGAACACCGGCGGAAAGGAGGGGACAAGGGGCAACCCCAGGAUCUGACGGAGAAGGAGCGCUACCGCAGCGUGGGAGACCAGGAACGAUCCCACAACACAAGGACCCGCGAGAGCUACAUCACCCACAAAAACACCUUAAAUUCUAAUGGAGGAAAGUUCACCCUGUCCAAUGGCCGCCCCUCCGCAUUCACAGACUUUUCUAAGUCCUACAGGCCUCAAGUGUCACAAACGCCUCAACCCCAGAACAUCGAGAGGAACGGGACCCUCCCGCCUUCUUUCCGAGUGAGCACUGGGCCCCUGGAGCAAAAUGGAACCGACACCUUCACCAGACGUGCACCCGAAAACCCUGAGAAACAAGUACAGAGGAAAAGCAUGAUGGGCCAGGUGGAGCAGUGGGUAAAGGUCCAGAAGGGAGAAGGUAAAAGUGUCGGACCUGAGCUCCCCCUCUCUGAAAGAUACCAGACUUUGCCAAAGACCAUGAGGCAGUCAUCGGGUGGUUCUCCUCCUCCGAGUCGUCAUCUGCCCAGUGACUACAAGUAUGCCCAGGAUCGGGUCAGUCACCUGAAGAUGUCCAACCAGGAGCGCCAGGCAACCAAGGAGGGCAUGGUGUGGCAGCUGUACGAGUGGCAGCAAAGGCAGCAGUUCAAACAUGGCAGCCCGACUGGACAGAUUUACAUGGGCGCCUUGGACGAGCGCUCCCGGGCCAAGAGCUUGUUGGACUUCCCGCGGUGCGUUUCUGUCCCUCCUUCUCCAUCCGACAUCCAACCGCCAGCGCCCCCAAAGGUGUUUCCUCCCCGCAGACCCCACACUCCAGCGGAAAGGCUGAGUGUGCGGCCAGAGGAAGGACCGGUCGAUGUCCCCUACAUCGGGUCACCUCAGAAGGUGCGGGUCCAUGCUAUAAAGUCCUCGGCUCAUACGGACCGCCGCUCCAUGCCGUCCAUGGGAUACAUGACGCACACCGUAAGUGCCCCCAGUUUGCACGGCCAGUCGGCCGAUGACACUUACCUUCAGCUGAAGAAGGAGCUGGAGUACCUGGACCUUAAGAUAAAAUAUAAUGAACCUCUGAUCAACUUGGUUCACAGUGUUUUAAGGAACUCCACUCCGGGGUAUCGCACGAGCAUAAACGUGACCGGGCGAGAAUCCUUCAGGGAUCGAUCCACGAAACCCGUCCGAAUCGCUGAAAGUGACGUUGAUGCGAAGCUCAGUGUCCUGUGUGAACAGGACCGGAUCCUGCAGGACUUGGAGGAUAAGAUUCGAGCUCUGAAGGACAAUAAGGACAAACUUGAAACUGUCUUGGAGGUUCUGCACAGACAGAUGGAUCAGUACAAGGAUCAACCCCAGCACAUGGAGAAGAUUUCCUACCAGCAGCGCCUCCUACAGGAAGACCUAGUGCAGAUCAGAGCCGAAAUGUCCAAGGUCUCCACGGACAUGGAGAACUCCUGGAACGAGUAUUUGCGGCUGGAGGGCGACGUGGUUCAGCUCAGGCAGCUGUUACAGGAGCAGAUGACCCGCUCGCCGUCUUCUCAGGACCGGUCUCAGCUGCAGAAAGAUCUGUGGAGAAUCGAAGACGUCACGGCCGGACUCAGCACCAAUAAACUGAAUUUCAAAUUGCUGGUCGAGUCGUUCAAAAACCCAGAAAGAAAAACCGUGCCUUUGGUCUCUUCCACGUUUGUGCCUUCCGGAACUACGGCCUUUACCUCCGUUCGCAGUAAAUCGCCUCAGAAUCCAGCGAGUCUUGUGAAGCCGACUCUGGAGGUUGGGCUGUACCCCCAGCCAUUCAUCCCCGGCAGAUCUUACUCCCAGCCGCAGCUGCUGCAGAAACCAGAACCGCGGCUGCAGUCUCCGACCCGGGCGCCAACGCCGCCAAAGUUUGAGGAGAGUGCCCCCCCACGACCACCACUGCCCGACCUGUACAGUCCUGAAGAUGCAGACCCCGCGCCCAAUAUUCCACCCCCCCCUGCGCUGCCUCCGCCACCAAGAGAAUCCUCCGUCAUCAGGCACACCUCGGUGCGGGGCUUAAAGAGACAGUCUGAUGAGAGGAAGCGAGACCGGGAGCUGGGUCAGGGUGUGAACGGAGACUACAGGGUGGAGUUGCGAACCUAUGUGAGCGAUCCAGAACUUGCUAAUCUAGGUGACGCCAACACCUCAACCUCCGCCUUUUUGGCCUCAGAUUCUGGCUACCAGACGUUGCCCGGCAGAGGUUUUUCUGGGUCGACCUCCUGGCUGCCGCAGUCGUCGUCGUCCGUUGCAUCAUACGUCACCUUGCGGAGGGGCGUCACCACAGACGCUGCUAAGGACAGACAAAAAAGUGCCUUUCAGCGCCUCUACUCCGGCGACAACCAAAGAGGUAAAAUGAGCGCCGAGGAGCAGCUGGAGCGCAUGAAACGCCAUCAGAAGGCCUUAGUCCGCGAACGCAAGAGAACGCUGAGCCAAGGAGAGAAGCAGCUGGCCCCGAGCCGAGGCGCUGUCCGGCCCCUGUCUGCGGACCUCAGCUCAUGGAGGCGAGAGCAGGACUUUGAUUUCCAGCUCCUGGAGAAGGCGGCACGGGACGUGGAGGAGCGAGAAAAGGAAGAUCACGGCUGGGUACAUGCCAAGGCCAUACAUGUGACCGAGCUGGACCUGGAGCCCCAGGACUACGACCUGGACAUCGGCAAAGAGUUAUCGAUGCCGGACAAGGUCGAGAUUCCAGAGAGAUAUAUAGACCUGGAGCCAGAGGAACCGCUGAGCAGAGAAGAACAGGAGGCACGAUCGAGGAGGGUGGCGAAGAUCAAGAACAUCCUGGCUCGGUCCAGUGUUCACAACCUGCAGCCGAUGGGACCCCCUGAGGACUCACCUCCUUCACACGUCAAUCUGCAGGAGCAAGAGAGAAUGAUCACCAUAUCGUACGCCCUUGCUUCUGAGGCCUCUCAGCGCAGCAAACAAGUGGCAGCUCACGCUGUGUACGACCACUGACUGGCUCCAUCAUUUGUCGGGGGUCAGAGACAUCACCUGCAGCCUUCACACCCUGUACCUUCCAUCACCUGCUGCCCUGGAAACACAACCCCCAUCAUCCAGUGUCUUCAGUUUGUCGCACAGCUGCGCUGGAGCUUAUCCGCUGCACUGUUUCCCUGACCGUCUGAUUGUAGAAAACUUCAUGAUGAACAAAAUAAGCAACCACAACCUGGAGGAGGAGCGUGCCUCGCCGGAGACUCCCGGUGAAGGAGGAGGAGCGUGCCUCGCCGGAGACUCCCGGUGGAGGAGGAGGAGGAGCGUGCCUUGCCGGAGACUCCCGGUGGAGGAGGAGGAGCGUGCCUUGCCGGAGACUCCCGGUGGAGUAGGAGCAGCAGCGUGUCUCUCCAGAGACUCCCGGUGGAGGAGGAGCGCACCUCCAGAAUGUGGCCCUGUAGAAUUCAGGACAGGAAGUGCCUUAACCUGCAGCAGAGGGCGAGAGUCCCUGCCCCCAUGUAAUCAUCUGUGGAAGGGAGGGCUACCACUCAGCAGCCCUUUCUGAACCCGGCACUGAAGCGGUAACAUGUUCUAAUGAUUCAGAGAUUUAGUCAUUAACACUGGUUUUCAUACACUGGACUUUCAGAAGGAACAUUUCAAUUUCAUUUUGUCAAAGUAAAGUGGUGACGAGAAAGUCAAAGAAUUAUGUGAGGAUGGAGAAGGGGAAGCAACUAGGGCAGGGAUCAGCAGCCUCUGGCACUACAACACCCAGCAUGCUCCAUUCACUUCAGUGGGAGAGCUGAGCAGACAAGCAAAUGUGCAUGCUGGGAGUGAUAAGUACUCCACAGCUGGAGUGCAGGAGGUUGCUGAUCACUGGCCUAGGGUGUCCACACCAAGGCUCUUAUAAAUAUGAGGUAUGCAACACCAUGAUGACAUCACCAGCAUUAGACCAGACACACCAUGAUGACAUCACCAGCAUAGCCAUAAACUAUUGUAUAGGUUAUAGAUCAUAUGAGGUAUACAUCCUGAUGUCAUCACAAACCCAGAGAUAUCUGCAUAGUCCAUAAUGGCCACUCUCCUAGCUAAAUCACGUUGCCAUUUAAUGGUUAUAAAACUACAACUCUCAGCAUCCUCUGCAAGCUCCAGGCUUUGAGUAUGCUCAGAGCUCGUUUCACAACAGCUUGAGUCACAGAUGGCUGUAUUGGUCACACUAGUGACAUCACACAGAGGUGCAUGUUACAGUCAUGAUGUCAUCACCACGCCCCCUAGUGGCACACACCUGUUGGUUCCCUUUGGGCAGGUUUUUACGGUUCUGUGAUACGACCCAGUAGCGCAGGUCGUGGGCGCCACUGUUUGCUGUGGUUUGAAAAAUUUCUCAGUUUUGCGUUUUAUUGUUCCAGUGAGGAUGGGAUUUCUUAAUUUGGUUUUAAUUACUAGAGGUUUUAUUUUCUAUAUCCGGAGAGAAAUCAAUAUAUUUAGAAGUCGUCUAUUUUAACUAACGCUGCCGUUUUCACCUUUAUAAAGAUUUGCCAAAUUAGAUUCUUUAUUUUUGACUUUGUAAAAAAAUAAAAAAAAUGCUAUUGAAUAAAGAAAAUUCAUAACUAU
Bufo bufo (common toad) is the source of this 5859-nucleotide messenger RNA. It is a transcript of the gene PLEKHA7, whose product is annotated as pleckstrin homology domain containing A7. The record is from RefSeq and is a predicted model, not a curated record. Gene Ontology annotation, cellular component: pore complex; zonula adherens. The coding region runs from base 553 to 4281 and encodes 1242 amino acids. Gene Ontology annotation, molecular function: protein binding. Gene Ontology annotation, biological process: pore complex assembly; cell-cell adhesion mediated by cadherin; epithelial cell-cell adhesion. The transcript has 26 exons. NCBI's taxonomy places the organism in Eukaryota, Metazoa, Chordata, Amphibia, Anura, Bufonidae.